Sinocyclocheilus grahami is the source of this 5294-nucleotide messenger RNA. RefSeq names its product unconventional myosin-XVI-like. The transcript has 32 exons. Gene Ontology annotation, biological process: negative regulation of G1/S transition of mitotic cell cycle; neuron projection morphogenesis; phosphatidylinositol 3-kinase/protein kinase B signal transduction. The record is from RefSeq and is a predicted model, not a curated record. Gene Ontology annotation, molecular function: cytoskeletal motor activity; ATP binding; actin filament binding. Gene Ontology annotation, cellular component: perinuclear region of cytoplasm; myosin complex; nucleoplasm. The coding region runs from base 7 to 5211 and encodes 1734 amino acids. NCBI's taxonomy places the organism in Eukaryota, Metazoa, Chordata, Actinopteri, Cypriniformes, Cyprinidae.
CAAAAGAUGAACUUAAAAGCAACCCAGACCCACAUCGUGAGCCAGCUGUUGAAGCACAAAGCAGAUCCCACUCUCCUGAACUGCAACCAGGACAAGCCCUCAGGCGGCUUAAUUGAGGACAGCAUGGAGCUCCUCACUGCAAAUCCAAUGCCGUGUAUUCGAGGCUCCUCAGACUCCUUUCCCUGCCAGAAGAACAUAGCUACUAUGGCUUUACCCAUCUCUAGGAGGGACAGUUUUUUGGAGAAGGAGGCCAUGUUCAGGGACUCAGGAGGAGCUCUGACACAGCAGCCUUCACUUGAUAACGGGCUGGACGGACCGUAUCCCAGCGCUGCAGGAAAACUGGAGCAGGUGAAACUAAUGCCUCCUGCUCCUAAUGAUGACCUUGCAUCCCUCAGUGAACUCACGGACAGCAGUCUGCUCUACGAGAUGCAGAAGCGCUUUGCUAACGACCAGAUAUAUACUUACAUUGGACACAUUCUUCUCCUUAUUAACCCUUACAAGGACCUACCCAUCUACUCUAAUCUGGUCAGUCAGUUGUAUCUGAGCUCCAGUGGUCGUCUGUGUUCCUCUCUCCCGCCUCAUAUCUUCUCUUCAGCUGAGCGAGCCUAUCACAUGAUGCUGCAGGAGCGACGCCCACAAUGUUUCAUCAUCAGUGGAGAGAGUGGUUCUGGGAAGUCUGUGGCCUGUAAGCACAUCCUCAAACACCUGGCUGCUCGCUCAAGUCCCAAAGGCUUCGCUUUAGAGCCACGGAUGAAGCAUAGGAAGCAGUUUGUCAGCAGUAAGAGUGGUCACAUCCUGGAGAUCGACUAUGUUGCCGUGGCGAUAAAAAACAUCAGGAGGCUUCUUCCAGCUCAGGAGACCCACAGCCACCAAAGGAAACAGACCUUUAGCACAGGUGCCAGUAUUGCAGUGAACAGCAUCAGUGUGUGUGAUGAAUUCUGCGUUACUGGUUCAGAGGAUGGAUUCAUGCGUCUGUGGCCUCUAGACUUCUCAUCUGUUUUCUUAGAGGCAGAGCACGAGGGGCCUGUCAGUUUGGUGUGCGUGUCCUCGGACGGCUCGGGAGUUCUAGCAGCCACAACCACAGGGAAUCUUGGGUAUCUGGAUGUCAGUAGCCGCGGUUACCGUACACUCAUGAGGUCACACACGGCGAGUGUUUUGGGCUGUAGUGUGGACGGCGUUAGAAGGCGGGUCACCACAGUGUCCAGAGACAGCACUUUACGGGUGUGGGACAUGGACACCAUGCAACAGUACUCGCACUACGGUCACGUGCAGUUGUCUGGUGGUCGUGAUGGUCUCAUUACUGUCAGCAGUCCUGUCACUGGAGUCACUGUACGCACCAUCCGUGACCACAAGGGGGCGCCCAUAACUACAGUGCAGUGCACCAGCAAACAGUAUAAGGAGUUUGGUCUGGAGGGAAAUGAGCUCUGGUUGGCUGUAAGUGCAGACAGGCGUGUCAGCAUCUGGGCAGCUGAUUGGACGAAGGAGAAAUGCGAGCUGCUUGAUUGGCUGACGUUUCCAGCGCCCAGCCCACCAGAGGAUGCACUGGCACUACCACCCAGUUUAGCAGCGUUCAGCCCCAGCGAGAGAGGAACGGUGGUUUAUACCGGCUACGCUGUGGAAAAAGAGAUCAUCUUUUACUGCCUUUACAAAAAACAGGAGGUGGAGAAUUUGUUUGUGGUCCUCUCUGCGCUGCUGCACUUGGGAGAUGUGCGCUUCACCGCCCUGACAGAUGCUGACACUGCGUUUGUGUCUGACUUACAGCUGCUAGAUAGAGUGGCUGGGAUGUUGCAGGUGAGCUCUGAGGAUCUCGGCUCUGCCCUCACCUCUGAUGUGCAGUGUUUCAAAGAAAACCUUGCACUUAAGCUAUGGUUCAAGACAUAUAUGGUUCUUGUCUGUUUUGACAGAGAUCCUGCCUUUGAGAUAAGCAUCCUGGACAUCUUUGGCUUCGAGGAAUUCCAGCGCAAUGGUUAUGAACAGCUGUGCGUGAACAUUGUGAAUGAGCGGAUCAGGCAGUUCACCGCAGAUGUGCUCUUCCAGCAAGAGCAGCAGGAAUGUCUGCAGGAGGGGGUUGCCAUGGAGACGCUACGCUCCCUCGGCAACCAGACAGCGGUGCUGGACUUCUUCUUCCAGAAGCCUCAGGGUGUGCUGUGUAUCAUUGAUGAGGAGAGUCAGUCCCUCAGGCCAUGUGAAGUCAACCUUUAUAAGCGACUGCAGAUACAGCUGGAUUCCUCCGGUUUGGACGCCGUCUCCCUCACGACCAAGGAUGGCAACGGGAACCCCCCACCCAAAGACCAGGGGCCAUCGUUUACCGUCACUCACUACACUGGCAAGGUGACCUAUGACCUGACCGGCUCACUGGACAAGAACAAGGAUGUUCUUCCCCAAAACAUCUCGUUUGUUAUGAAAACAAGUGAGAACGUGCUCAUCCAUCAAAUGUUCCAGUGUAAGCUGACUCAGACAGGCUCAUUGGUUCCCCAUCACCAGCGACUGAAGCUCCGCGGGCCCAAAGGCACUUUGCUUAACAAGAGCACUACGCUAAAUCCUGCCAGAGACGCCAAGAAAUAUGUGGAACUGAACAAGCUCCUGAAGAAAAAAGGAGCGACGUCCUUCCUGCAGAGACUGGAGCGUUGUGGACCGGUCACUGUGGCAAUGCAGCUCAGGAACUCUCUGUGUGAGAUCACCAGUAAGCUGCAAGCGUGUACACCUCACUUUGUUCAGUGUGUCAGGCCAAACAACGCCGGAAAGCCUGAUGUGUUCGACAGCUUCCACGUGUCCUCACAGCUCCAGUACGUGGGGGUUCUGGAGAUGGUCCGCAUGAUCCGGUAUGGAUACCCAGUCCGCCUGUCUUUCACCAGCUUCCUGAGCAGAUACAGAGAGCUGGUGGACACCAUCCUCACCGACAGGAAGAAAGCCUCCGCAGAGGAGAAGUGUCGGCACAUUCUGCAGCAUUGUAAACUCCAGGGCUGGCAGAUGGGGAACAGUAAGGUUUUCUUGAGAUACUGGCAGGCUGAUCACCUUAAUGACCGCUGCCAUCAACUGCACAGGAAGAUUAUUGUCUGUCAGAAAGUGGUGCGUGGCUGGUUGGCCAGGCAAUGUGCGCGUCGCAGGCUCACGUCUCGGCAGAAGGAGCAGUGUAACAUCCAACGGUUCCUGCAGGGAGCAGAGGAUUUGGGUAUGCGUGCUUACGACAGCCUGGUCAUCCAAAACGCAGCAGAUAUUGCACGAGAGAACGACCGCCUCCGGGGUCUCAUCAGUGCUCCACCACUGGGCGAGAGACCAGAACCUGUGGGCAAAGAAGAAGACUCACCCAAGAGGGCUGUUGAAAAAAGUGGGAGGGUUAACAAUGUGGCAGAUCGUGGGGGGAACAGACCACUCCGGCAUUUCCGCUCCAGCUCUGUGCCUCUACCCCUGGUUAUGGACAGCUUGGUACACUCCAGCAUCGGGACAUCAAUCAAAGCAGCCCUUCAGCCUGCGCCACACUCCACUGAGGAGGGAAAUGGAGGGAGCCUCUCCUCCCCACGAAAACAACCUCCUCCCAAACCCAAACGAGACCCUAAUACACGUCUGAGUGCAUCGUACGAGGCAGUAUGUGCAGGGCUGAGUAUUGCACCCAAAGACAGCCCUGCUGAGGGUCAAGCCUCUCCAUCUGGAAGCCCACCAAAAUCCCAACUCUCUCCUUCUGAUCCUCUUUCUAAACCUCGUCCUCAUAGUGAUGACUACAGCACCAUGAAGAAAAUCCCACCCCCCAAGCCCAAACGUAGCCCUAAUACUAAACUGACGGGCUCCUAUGAGGAGAUCUCUGUACCUUCUCCUGCACGGCCCACGGACAUGAAACUUGUCAGCCUGUUACGAGGCGGCCACUGCUUGGGCCUCAUCCAGCGAGCAGCAUCUGCGGACGGUCCCCAUUCUUCUGUGCUAAGCCUAUACCCCUGCCAGGAUGAGGAGGAUGUGUAUAUUGAGAUGGUGGGGGCCUCAAGAACCCUCAGACUGGCAGACUCCCACAGUCCAGAACUGGGAGAGGCGGUAUACGAGGAAAUGAAGUACUUCCCAACUGAUGAGGUGGGGUCAGCUCCAGUGGUCAAGCCUGAAGCUGUCAAUCCCACUACUAAUAUCCUACCUGCCCCAGUGCUGGAAAUCAAGAGGCCUGUGACUUUGAUGGAGCACUCUGGCACGCUCGGGGGAAAGCAGCAGGGCAAGGAUGGGACGGCAUGUGACAUUCCUGCUCCAUUCCCCAACCUCCUUCAACAUCGUCCCCCACUUCUAGUCUUCCCUCCGUCCCCUGUCACCUGCUCUCCCGCCUCGGAUGAGUCCCCCCUUACACCUUUGGAGGUGAAGAAGCUGCCAGUGUUCGAGACCAACCUCAACUACACCAGCCAGGAUGGGGGCAGCCCACUCUCACCACAGUAUACCCGACAAAGAGCUGACUCCUCACCGAGUCUUUCCAUUUUAAUGCCAGACAAAUCUACGCCACCCUUGACUCCUCCUCCCCCUCCGGCAGCACUUCCACCUCCUUACCGUCCCCCAUCCCACUUCCCCUUUCCCCCUGAACCAAACGUCUUGGCCCUGACCCGUGCAGCUUCUGUGGCUACCACCGAUUCUCCCAAAGAGAGGGUAUUUUAUCCCGUGUCAGACCGUCUCUGCGGGGGUUCGUAUUCCAAACCUCCCUUCUCCCCAGUAAAGACCUCGAGGCCAGAGCCCCGCAGAGCUCACUCCUGCUCCUCCUCGCCUCUGCUCUUCAACCCUGCCAAUGGAAGACCCCUCACCAGCCCUCUAGAUGAGCUCAACACCCUUUUCAGCUCAGGGCGCAGCCUUCUUCGCAAGUCCACCACUGGAAGAAAGAUCCGUGACAGCGGACUCUCAAAUUCCAACAUUAACCUGCCAGGUCGAGAGGAUCAAGGCCCCAUCUCUCCGUCAGCACAGUUACAGGACAAAAACGCCAACAACCACACCUCUCCCAACUCUUCGAACCCUGCACCCAUUGAAAACGGCAACCAGAUAUCUAAUGGGACGUUGGAAGACGUGGGACAUCCAAAGUCUAAUGCGUCCAGGACCUCGGCGUUACACAGGCACAUGGACAGCCACCACACUCAGGUGAAGCAUAUACACAAACCCACACUCACAUGCACACGCUCUCUUGUGGCAUCUGUCAUCCACUCUUCGGUGGGGAGAAGGUCUCCAGUGACCCCAAAUGGCAGAUGUAAUCAUGGGUAAUGAAAGUGAGAGCGGGUCCCAUGUCAUCCCAGACUCAGCACUCUGCCAAAUGAAAUGAGUCGAGGCUUAUCUAGAGAUCGUCU